This is a messenger RNA of Mytilus trossulus (common blue mussel), 4271 nucleotides long. RefSeq lists its product as uncharacterized. The record is from RefSeq and is a predicted model, not a curated record. Gene Ontology annotation, molecular function: zinc ion binding; monoatomic cation channel activity. Lineage: Eukaryota; Metazoa; Mollusca; Bivalvia; Mytilida; Mytilidae. Gene Ontology annotation, biological process: monoatomic cation transmembrane transport; metal ion transport. Gene Ontology annotation, cellular component: plasma membrane. The coding region runs from base 33 to 4271 and encodes 1412 amino acids. The transcript has 32 exons.
CAGCGGUUUCUUCUACAAAAGAUUGUUUUAAGAUGGAAACUCUAGGUGAAAUUUCGAGAAAAGACGGAUUUGAUGACAUAAGGCCAGCACAACCAAUCACCGAAGAACAAGACUACCAUAAUUAUGACCUUAUAUCUACCGAAAUUCAAGAUGAACCACGAGUCCAGGGUUAUUUAUCUUAUUUUUCUACUUUUGCUGGAGAAAAAAUUACUGAUCGCUAUGCUGGAGAAAAAAUCAAAGAACGGUCAAGAGUAGUCAAAACAUCAUGGACACCCAAGGAAGAUAUGCAGUUAGGCACAAUAGUCAAGGUGAAGAAAUCAGGAAAAGAAGUACAUGUGCAAUGGGACAAGCUUGAAGAGAAAGUUAACCAGUUAGAUCUCCGCUUACUUGACAAUGCGCCAACAGAGAAAAAAGAAAAAAGUUCAAGAGUAGUAUUGAUAUCUCGAACAACCAUAAACAACAGUACAGCAAGCGGCAUUCAUCCUGAAAGAAAAGUAAACCUUCGUUUAUUGGACAAUGCACCCAUUGACAAAAUAGAACAUGGAGCAAGAGUAGUAAAAAAAUCUUGGACACCUAAAGAAGAAAUGCCUUUAGGCACAAUAGUUAUGGUGAAGAAAGCAAGAAAAGAAGUUCAUGUCCAAUGGGACCAGAUUGAAGAAAAAGUUAACCUGCAUGAUAUACGUUUAGCGUCUGAUCUUCAUUGCACUAACAGUGAAAAAAAGGAAAGUUCAAGAGUAGUAAAAUUAUUGUCAACCGCCAACGAAGAAAAUUGUCUAGGCACCAUAGUCAAGGUCAACAAAACAAAACAAACCGCUCGUGUCCAAUGGGAUAAAAAACCAGACGAAAAAGUUAAGAUGGUUAAACUACGUUUAGUCAGCAAUUAUCUUACAGAAAAAAUAGAAAAUGGUUCUAGAGUAGUUAAAAGAUCACAGACAACAAGAGAAGAAAUACCUUUUGGUACAAUAGUCAACAUAAAUCAAUUCAAAAAUGAAGUUCAAGUUAAAUGGGACAAGCCUGAAGAAAAAGUUGACCCGCUUGACCUUCGCUUAUAUGACAAUGCGCCAUCAGGAGUGAAACAUGCCAACGUAACAUGCGAUGAAUGUUAUACGUAUCCUCUACGUGGCAUACGAUGGAAGUGUCUCCACUGCGACAGCUACGAUCUUUGCACAGUCUGUUAUAUGGUUGAUGAACACAAUGUCAAUCAUAUCUUUAGUCGCAUUCAAAGUGAGGAUUCAAAAGGAAAAGAACUUGCAGCACGGUUUGAUGUGAAACUGACUGGCUAUGCAUUUGCAUGUGGCAUAUUGGAGAAUGCAGAAGUGUCGCUUCGAAAAGAUAACAGAAAAAGAGGUGUAGUACUAGCAAUACGUGAGGAUGUAGUUGACGUACAAUGGUUGACUAAUCAUAAAAGAAGUCGACACAAUAUUUUGGAACUUCAAUGCGAGGUUGCAGAAGCACGGCAGUUUUAUCCGGACCAUCUACCGAUACUCGGAAAAGAUACUCUAGGCCAUGUUGACGUUGAUUUCAACCACAACAACAUAACAGAAAAGAUUCAGGUGAACAUACGGUAUCGGAUUGAAAAGGAACAGAAACGAUCAUAUAAACCUGUGUUGUACCUCAUUUUCGCAAAUAAUAAAGACACAGAUCACAAAAAAGACAAAUGUCUCCUAAUGGAUGAAGUCUUUGAAUAUUCAAAAAAAACUAAAUUACCAUGUCAUGUCAUCGGAAAGAAGGUACUGUUUCUGCAUGGUUCUUCGCGAGUAGUAUGUAUUCACCAUACCACCAGUAAUCAUACAAUCAAGGAAUUAGUAAAGAAAGGAUUCCGGAUUUUCGAAAGAGGGGAUACAAACACCAAAGAAACUGAAAUUAAAUACUUCAUUAGAAUGGCAGAAUAUGUGUUGGAUGAGAAAGUUCUGCCCGUAAUUAUUUCCUUACGUAAUGGAGGAUUGCAUAAAGACGUUUUAUUCAGUGCUAGCAGUUUAUUACUCCCGAUUAUUCGAUUCAAGAAAAACUGUCCAGACGCAACAAUUUUAACGCUUGCAAAUGAUGGUUCUACUGAACAAGCAACUGAACAUAUCACAAAUUUAAAGACUCCGUGGACUGUCAGAAAAUCAGAAUCCCUUAUUGUAAUAAAGAAUGCAGAAACAGCAGAAGAAAUAUCAGCUAUAAGUGAUGUGCAAAGUAACUUGGAUUUCGGAGCUUUGAUAUGUCAUGUCGUUAUUGGAGUUUUCAUGGCGAACAAACAAAACAUAUACGACACAGAUAAAGACGUGUACGCAAACAUAUUAUCGAUGUAUCUUUUGAAGAUUGAAAAAUGGAAAAUUCCGGAAGACGCCAUCAAAAUGGCAUUUGAUUAUCGAUCUAUUGAAUACAUAUAUGAAAAGGAUUUGACAACUGCAUUUGGUAAUGGAUUGCGCACUGAUUUGGAAGCUUUGUCAAGGUUAAGGGAUUUGCCAACAGAUUGGAAAGAAAAAGAUAUUGAGAAGGCAAUCACAAACUCUGAUGUCAUCGGACUAAUAUUUUUGACAUUACUGCGGAAACAGUUUUAUUCUGGGGCGACUCAGCUUGUAGACACAGGAUUUGUUCGCAUUAGUCAUAUAUUAGUCGGAUGCAAAAUUUUACAAGAUGCUAGUGACGAUAAGAAGAAUGAGCAACUACAUAGGGAGACAUCACAAAGAUUAAAACUAUAUUUUACGGAGCGUGCAACCCUAAUUACUGGAUUUAUUUACGAGGCCACUUCAAACAACGAUUUAAUUGAAAAUGAACUUGAUGAACCGGUCAAUCAUGCUGGGCGUCUUUUGGUGAACCACGGGUAUUUAGAGGAUGCGAUUAGAACACAAAACAAGCCAUUUCUUGAAAACAAAAUCGUAACCGAUAUCCUGCAUAAAAUGUGGUACGGGGAAGAGGAAUCUGUAUUCCGGCAGGUUGGCAUUUUCAUCCUGUUGGCCCUGUUACAUUUACUUGUGAUGCCAGUGUUAAUGAUCAACAUUACAGCUCCUCCUCUUAAAUGGUUCUACCGGAAAUACAAUCUUCCUUUUAUGAAAGCCUUGAUUCAAAUGCUUGGAUACUUGGCUUUGCUGAUGAUAUAUGCAUACAUGUUGCUCUUUAACUACAUACAUGAAGUAUUUUCUUGGACAGAUGGAAUAAUAGUAGGGUGGAUGAUCAGUUUUUUGCUCAAUGAAAUUAAGCAGGCAAUUGUUUCAGCUAUAAGACAUAGAUUUAAACGGUAUAUGUGUAAUGUAUGGAACCUCUUAGAUUGGACUGUCAUGCUUGUGUACGCAAUUGGAAUGUUUUUAAAAUUGGGAAAGGAUGUUACAUAUGAAGACUCGACAAAAAUAUUAUUGGUUUUAACUUUUAUUCUACUCAGCAUUCGCAUAUUAAACAUGUUUAGCAUAUCUGAAUAUCUUGGACCGAAACUUGUGAUAAUUCAGAAAAUGUUCAAGGACACAUUUGUCUUUCUUGUUAUUUUAACAGUUAUCAUGACGAGCUACAAUGUGUCAUAUCAUUCCUUGCUCUACCCAAACUCUGAACUUAGUUGGGCAGAGAUAGAGAAUGUAAUGCAGAAUGGUUAUUGGACGCUUUUUGGAGAAGUUGGGUUAAUAGACAGCGAAACACUAUCUGAUUGUACUGACGACAAAAACAUUUACACUAGUAGUAACCAUACACUGAAACGGGAUAGAUGUCCGACGCAUUUGGGAAUACACAUUUCACCAUAUUUGAAAGCCCUCUAUGGUUUGAUUGCAGUGAUUAUACUUUUGAAUUUGCUCAUAGCAAUCUACAGUGAUACAUAUAAAAAAGUGAAUGAUGAAUGCAAGUUCCAUUGGUCACAGAUUCAGACUGAUUUCCUUGAAGAGUAUAGCAUAGAGACCAUUUUCCCGAUACAUUUGAAGCUUCUUAUGGUACCUUUUGGUCUUGUCCACGUUCUCAUUUGGUUAACUAAGUAUUGCUGCUUUAAAAUAAAAGAUGGAAGGUUGAAUAAAGUUGAACAUGAAGAUCAACAUGACAAUUCAAGUUCUUAUGAUAGUGAAACAUGUGAAAGGGACAAGUUAAAAACAAAUCCAAUGUUUGUACGAGUAUUUUUGUACAACGCCGACUAUGAUCUGAAACUAAAGUCAACAGAAGAAGCGGAGAGAAUUGGAGCUGCAAGGUCAAAGGGGAAAAUUGAGAUCACAGAAGAGGAUAAAAUAACGAAACUUCAAAAUCAGAUGGACGUUAUGAACAAAGAGCUUAAGUACCAGCAUAAAAGAAGUGACGAGGUAAAAAUAAAAAAAUAA